UUUCUUUUCAGAGACUGCCAAGCUAAUAUCAACUAUAUUUCGAGGACACAAAGUAUAUAUUGCAACAAAGUUCAGCGGCAAUAGUCUUCCAUCCAGGACAGCCGACGGUUGUCAAGAUGCUGGCCAAAGCACUCGCCGUGUUCGCAGCUCUUUCCCUAGCCGCGGGGAAGCAAACCGGCGACGUGGUCCGCCCCUGCGUGCUGAGUGACCACCACUGCAUCCGCGACAACCUGAAGGCGAACUCGCACUGCCAGCCCCGGGUCCGGGGUUCGCUUCCCGGCAAGUACACCGUCGGGCAGUGGCGGUUCGAGACGCCAUACUUCAACGCCUCCUACAUCGACCAGGGCAUGGUGAUCAGGAACCAUAAUAAGUGUUAUGUGUCGGAAUUCUUCUUCAACAAGAAGACAGACGUAGCCGUCAUCGCCAUCGACUGCCCGAACCUGGGCUUCGAGUCCGAUCGUCUUCUUCUGCAGCACUACUCUUUAAAGGAGGACACCACCUACAGCUAUCACAUCAGAGGCACCUACCCUCUGAUCCGGCUGACGAUGAACGUGCAGAAAGCCAACCGCCUCAACAUCUGCAACGGGUUCACGUUCGCCGACGUCACGGCUCUGCCGGUCUUCCACAUCGACCCUAAAGACAAGAAAACAGCGGGUUUCCUGACCCAGGACCUGUCCCACCUGAAUAUCUACGAGCGAGAAACAUUCUUCUACCGCGCCAACUAUCUGAUCCGGGCUUACAUCAACAACUACAUCUGUGACUUCGGGUGCUAUUAACUUACAAAUUUUAUAUUAAAGGAAAAAAUGGAAAAAUUUACGCUUCCAGCAGGACUUGAACCCGCAUCCUCCACAAUCCGUGUGUUGCUCUUAACCAAUUGAGCUACGGAAGCCUACCAGGACAUCGCAAAUCUUUCCAUUCCUUUCUUUUUAUGUAAACACGCCUUUGGGGUGGCGUAUAGCGACAUCUACCGAAAGACAAUUACAUCUUUUAACGGCACCGGAGUCUCAAGUUUAAAUUCAAGCGUAAAUUUUUCCAUUU
Messenger RNA from Cydia fagiglandana, 1038 nucleotides. It is a transcript of the gene P25, whose product is annotated as fibrohexamerin-like. The coding region runs from base 117 to 776 and encodes 219 amino acids. Gene Ontology annotation, cellular component: extracellular region. The transcript is spliced from 6 exons. Gene Ontology annotation, molecular function: structural molecule activity. The record is from RefSeq and is a predicted model, not a curated record. Lineage: Eukaryota; Metazoa; Arthropoda; Insecta; Lepidoptera; Tortricidae.